AUGAGGGCCAAGCGGGUGGCAUCUUCCGCGGCGGGGACGGCGGCGCUGGUCUAUGUCGUGCUAUCAGGGCGACUGUCCUCCGACGACGCGGAGAAGGUGCCGAGGCGGCGGUCGGGGCGGAAGGACGUCGAGGGGGAAAGAGAGGAAAGGUGGCCAGAGACGGCGCCGGCAAGCUGGCGGGAGGCGGCUGCCGUGGCGGCCAGGACGGUGGGGUUCGCGUACGGGGAAACGCUGGGGAAGUGGCCGCUCGGAGACAUCGCCUUCGGGAUCAGCCACUACAUGCGCCUUCAGGGGAAUCUGCAGCAUGAGUACACAGGUAGCAACUGUGUGCCCUUGGAAGGUCCUGGAGUAAGGCAGGAGCUCAUUGCACUUCUCAGAUGCCUGAGACUCUGCAUGUUCUUCUCAAAGAAGCCUUUUGAAGUCUUCCUAGAGUUUGGUGGGUAUGACCAGAGUGAUAUUCUCACAAGGAAUUGCAAGGCAAAGCUUAUGAAACCCAAAUUCACGGUUGUCCGUGAUGAAAGUACCCGAUGCUUUCUCCUUUUCAUCAGAGGGGCUAUUAGUGUUAAGGAUCGCCUGACAGCGGCAACUGCAGCAGAGGUUCCCUUUCAUCAUGCAGUGUCACAAGAAGGCCGUGGAACGAGUGUAGUGGUUGGGCAUGCACACUGUGGAAUGGUUGCAGCAGCUCGCUGGAUUGCGGAUCAGGCAAUUCCCUGCAUCAGCAGAGCAGUCGAGCUAUUUCCAGAUUACAGAAUUAAGAUCAUUGGGCAUUCAAUGGGUGCUGCUAUUGCAGCAAUUUUAACAUGCAUACUACGUGAGAACAAGAAGUUAUCAUCAUCUUCAUGUAUUGCUUUUGGACCAGCUGCUUGUAUGACCUGGGACUUGGCUGAGUCGAGCAAAGACUUUGUUACCACUGUUGUCAACAAAAACGACCUGGUGCCAUCUUUUGGCAAGGUCUCAGCUUCCAGUCUUCGCGCAGAGGUUAUGGCAUCAUCGUGGGCACCUCAUCUCCGGGAACAUAUUCAGCAGAAAAGAAUCCUGAGUUUUGUAAAUCACUCGGUGAAUUUCAUGCGAUCCUACGUUCCAUUUGUACACAAUCCAAGUUCUAAGGUUGCAGAUUUCGAGUCUUACAUUGCCGAGGUACACGAAACAUUCCAGUCUGAGUCAGAAGACAUGCGGUACAUAGUGAAGAAACACUCUGCAGUGUCCUGCUGGCCAUAUGUUGCUGCAGGGAAGCAAACUCUUGAAGCACCCGACACGGAGGCGGAGGAAGGAACAGCCGGAGAAGAGGCGGAGCAGCUCAUGGAAGCCCUGCAAUCGGCGCCAAACGCCUCUCAGGCGCCUUCCCAUCGCCAGUUAUACCCUCCAGGACGAAUCAUGCACAUGGUUGCAUUGCCAGCAUCAGAAGAGCAAGGUGGCCAGAAUGUAGGUGUUGCCCUCUACGAGACCCCUCGCAGCAUGUAUGGCAAGAUCCGGCUCGCGGGAUCUAUGGUAAGAGACCAUUACAUGCCGAGGUACGUCGAGACGAUGGAGAUGCUCAUCGACAGGCUUGCGGAGGAUGAUGAUGCGCCUCUCAGCGACACCAACGAGGACGUCCCAUUGGACUAA
Lolium rigidum is the source of this 1605-nucleotide messenger RNA. RefSeq lists its product as uncharacterized. Bases 1 to 1605 code for a protein of 534 amino acids. The record is from RefSeq and is a predicted model, not a curated record. The transcript has 7 exons. Lineage: Eukaryota; Viridiplantae; Streptophyta; Magnoliopsida; Poales; Poaceae. Gene Ontology annotation, biological process: lipid metabolic process.